Molecule: messenger RNA, 1482 nt
Organism: Ornithodoros turicata
Lineage: Eukaryota; Metazoa; Arthropoda; Arachnida; Ixodida; Argasidae
Exons: 1
Coding region: 1-1482 (493 amino acids)
Molecular function (GO): zinc ion binding; nucleic acid binding
Source: RefSeq, a predicted model, not a curated record
AUGGCCAAGAAUGGUGAUGGUGGUCGUUCCGGUCUCCCCGGAACGCACGACGCGGUUCCCCGAGGCCGUAGUCGCUCCCCGGUACGGAGAAACCGGUCGAACUCCGCCCCUUGCGAACGGACACUUCUGUCACUUCAACAGCCUUCUCUGGCCGAGGACCGAACAUCAGGCACAGAAGUGUAUGACGUAAGUCAGACCAGUGAUCCAAUGAAUUGUGAUGAAUCACUGGACCAAGAUAUGGGGGACCCUUUCACACUGGUGACUUACAAGAAAAAUAGGCCUCAAGGCAUCCCUGUAUUGUUCAAGCCAGUUGACCCUGGAAAGUCGUUUUGGAAAGUCAAUCCCAACGUGGUAGCGAAGACUAUUCGCUCUGCGGCCCAGGAAUCAAUUCUCCGUCAUCGUGUCAACGCUGAUGGCUCCAUGUGCAUCUUCGUCCAGACGGAAGGGGCAGUGUCUAAUCUGAUGACCCUUAGUGAAGUGGCUGGGGUGGCAGUUACUGUCACCAUCCCCUCCUCAUACGUUAAUAACAUGGGGAAAAUCUAUGACGUCCCACUGGAGUAUACCGACGAGGAACUCACCUCGUAUUUGGGAGAGGAUGGCGUCAUAGCCGCUCGGCGUCAAGUGCGGCAUGUCUCUCAUGAAGAUGGGUCGGACCAGUACAUCCCCCUUCGAAAUGUCAUAUUGACCUUCAAGUCCAACAGAAGGAUACCUGAGGAAGUUAAGUUUGGCUUCUCAACGCAUAAGGUGCAUGAGUAUGUGGAAGGUCCAGUGCAAUGCUAUCACUGCCAGAGGUUCGGUCAUCUUGCUCGAAGCUGUCGAUGGCCACUACGGUGCAAGUUCUGCUCUCAGCCGCACACGCUCAAGGAAUGUACAGCGCGGCGCCAACCGAAAUGUGCAAACUGCGAGGGACCGCAUGCUGCAUCGCAUUCUUUAUGUCCCCGGAAGAGGGCAGCUACAAGGCGCUUUCAGGCUCGUGUUUUGACCAACACCCCUUCCCCUUCCCCUGGGAUCAGGAAGGCACGACGUAGUGCACAAACGGACGGAGGUUCAACUUUAGGUCUCCAGGCGGCCAAAAGUGAUGGUCGACCACAAACUACUGCGAGAUCCCAAAGGGCACCUCAGCAGGUCUCAAAACCAACAGUCAAAACCCCCAAACCACAAGCAUUUAAGCCUCAACCGAGUAGGCAUGUGCGGCUCCUAGAUAGUCAGCAUGACAUCCCUAAUGCUACCACUCCUCUCCGUGCAACUUUCGCGGCCGCAGUGCGAGGUCCAAGGAAGACCGACGAGACUCUGCCAGCAGCGCCUCGACGGCUGAAAUGGCACUCCCCCCAGUCUUCGAAUGACUCCUGUGUCAUCAUCCCCUUAGUUAUUGCUGCUAUGAAGGCCAUUGUUGCUUGUUGCCCUGAGGCUGCGCGGUUGCCCGAAGUCAAGGCCCUUCUAGAGAUUGACAGCCUUUUCCUCGGUCAUGGAGCAAAUCUAUAG